AUGCGGAUAAAAAAGACCGCUACAGCCAAACAUGAGGCAACUCUCUCCCCCUUCCUGCGAAGCUUUAUCGCCAAAGCAACCUCUAUUCCAGUGAAUGAGCUUCUUCCAUAUCUCUCAACAUUCCCUAUACAUUGGCCAUUUCCUCGUGGUGACCUUUACCAUUGGAUUACGCUCCUGAAUCGUUUCGAUACCAUUCUUGAAGAGCAAGUUCAAAAGUACAAACUCAAGGAGGGGCCACAGACAAUACCAUGGGAGCAAAGCGAUGAAGAGCUUGUAGUGGGGGUUUUGACAUUUAGCAGGAUUUUGGUAGAAAAUUGUGGUAACAGGAGUCUAUACGGUAGUAGCGGGCACAUUAACGACAUACUGCACACAACGUCUUUGGAUGUAGUCGAGGCUUCGUUGCGGCUUGGAUGCCGUCUUGCGCAACGGUACCAUACCUCAAGAACUCGUGGCGCUAGCCAGUCAACGAAUGCUGCUUUGUUGGCUUCACACUACAACAUUAAUCUCGAGCGGGUAUCAAAGCUGGCAACGCCUUUCUUGAAAAGUGUUGCUAUUGCCAGCACCCCGUCUGGGAAGAACGUCACCACAAAGGCCGUAGUACCAGUGUAUGCAAAUGACCUUACUAGACUCGCUCGGGACGAGAAGCCUCUGGACAGUGCGGAGGCGCUUGGGAGUAGUGGGAAAGGGAAAGGGAAAGCCACCGAUACACGGGAAGCGAACUGGGAAGAAUGGGGAGGAGCAUGGGUCAGCUACUAUGUCAACCCCACUGCACAAAAGACUCCAGCAGUCCCUGCAACAGGUGGGGUUUUUAUUCCGAGAGAACCUGUUACACCAACCCCAAUCCGUCGGUCGUCGUUACACCAUUCACACACCCCUCAUCAGCAGCAGGUUCCUUCGUCUCACCCUAGGAGACGCUCAAACGAUGAUUCUGUGGUUGACCCAUCUGAUCUAGCCUCUGUAGGCGGUAUGCAGACCCUUGAAGUUCCCUAUAGUAAAAUACAGGCUGCGCCAAAUCUUGAGGAGAUACUCAAAACAACACUCCCUGAACUACCCGCCGAUACUCACUAUGAUUUUCUCCACCGGCUUCGUGUCGCUUCAGCUCUUGCCGGAUCGACAAAAACUCGAAGACAGAUUCUAGGAAUUCGAAUUCUUGCAUUGACAAACUUGGCUUACGUGUAUUCUGAGACUCAAUUCGCUUCCAAAAUUUUGGCACCCGACCAGGAUGAACCACGGAGAUUUCAGCUAGUAUAUCAGCUUGCGGAGCUAGUACACACCGGGGAUGGGAAGAGUGGGACAGGAAAAGGAAAAGAAAUUCCCAGGUGGCUGCAGACACUCGCACUUGGUGGCCUUGAAGCUCUCGCGAGACACAAGAGCAAGACCGCUGAUGUUUGCGCUGCUUUGAGUAUCAAUGUCAAUCAUGGUGUCCUCUUGUAUGUCGUUAGGAAAGCUGUGGCAGACCUGGCAAUCGAAAAAUAUGACGAGGAAUAUGAUAAAGAGGCAGAGGAGUGGCGAGAGGCUCUAUUUUCAUUAGUGGGCUACUUGCCAACCACUGCUCAUGCAGGUUCAUUACUUGUCUCAGCUGGACUCAUUCCUAUUCUGGUAGAGCUUCUCCAACUUCGAACUAAAAAAGCUCUUAGGAGCAUUCCUAAGGCGAUCAGUUUUCUGGAUCAGUUAAUCUAUAGUGUUCAGCACGCAUUUCAGACCUUGGCUAAUGCUAGAGGAUUGGAUGUCGUUGUCGAUCUUGUUUCUGAUGAAGUCAAAGCUGGAAUUGAAGAAGCCAAUGCGAAUAAAGGGAUUCCGGAGGAAUACAGAACCACUCAGACCGAUUUCAAGAUCGGAUACUAUCGUCAACAGACAUUAAAGAUGGUAUUCAAGUUUAUGCAACAUAUGAUGGCUCAAUCCGGAGGAAAUGCCGAUAGAUUACUCAGAAAUUUAAUUGAUAGCCCAAAACUCCUUACCGCACUAAAGAUUGUCAUUGAGAAGGGCGCGAUCUGGGGAAGUCAUGUCUGGAGCACAGUGGUAGGUAUGGUUAGUGCGUUUAUACACAAUGAGCCAACCAGCUAUGCGGUUAUCCAUGAGGCCGGGCUGAGUCAUGCUCUUCUGGAGUCAGUAACCGGAAAAUCGGGAUUGGCUGAAAAGGAAGCAAGACUAAAGAAAGAGGAAGAGGAACGGAUAGCCAAUGCAUCCACAGCCGAGAGCUCAAGUGCUGGUGCGAACGCUGGGGGCGAGGAAGAUGAAAGAAUGGAGGAAGAGUCGACCGAAGGAGAAUCUAGUGUUAAAGGAAAGUCUAAAGAGGAGGGAAAAACUGAGAUGAAGAAAGAGCUUCCUCCAAGAGUUCACCCUCCAGCAGCCGGAAUCAUGACCUCCCCAGAUGCCAUUGGAUCAAUUCCUACAGCAUUCGGUGCCAUAUGUCUCAACUCCUCCGGCUUGGCUUUGUUCCAGGCAUCAGGUGCUUUGGAGACUUUCUUCGAAGUGUUUGAGAGCGCAGAACAUGUUAAGAAUAUGACGGAUAAUGAACUUGGCAGUUUACUGGGAAGUCAAUUUGAUGAGCUGAUUCGACACCAUCCUGUUCUUCGGGAGAGUGUUAUGAAGGUUACAAUUGAGAUGUUACAGAGAAUUGAGGUACUAGGUAGGCGAUUUGCUGAAGAGAAGGGAAUGGGUGCAAAGGUCUGGAUGGAGGAUGGAUACGGCGGGAUGGUCGUUGCUGGAGGUAGGAAGGCAUUGAUUGGGGGGGGGGAGGUAGUCAAGUCUGAGGGGAGCUCGGCGGUCAACAUUGCCGAAGGUUCAAGCAAAUCACAGGUUACUCUCGACGAGACAGAGCCCGACGGCGCGCCAAAAGGUGAAGUGGUCGCCUUGGCUGAUAUCUUUGAUGAAGAAGCCGAGGAUGCGGAUAAAAACCAACCCUCUAUUGCAAACUUCAUCGACGUUGCAGCUAGGUUCCUGGAAGGCUUUUUGGCGAACACAAGCCAGACAAAAGACUUCAUCAAGCGUGGUGGUUUAGAUCUCAUGCUUGACUUCUAUACUGUUCCAAGUUUGCCUAGCGACUUCGCAACCAGCCAAGCAAAUCUUAUGAUUGCCCGUGUCAUGCAAAUCUGCAGCGAAAAUACUCCCACCACUACGAUCGCCGCCACACUUAAGCAUGCCCAGAAAGCCAUAAAAGAAUUGGAACCGUUGCUGAGACAUAACAAAAAAGAAGGCUUCUUUGCACCGCUCACAAACCAGAAAGCUUCACCUCUCCCCCCACGCUUACAAGCAGGGGUUCCAGCCAAUGAUGAUCAUGGAACAGCGGAGCCAACAACCACACCUGGCGAUGAGCUCGACCUCGUAACCGUUCAAAAUAUCAGAUCCAACGGCACAAAACUCGUGAAAGACCUUGUAACUAUCCAUUCGCUUUGCUAUCUCCUGCAUGAAUUAUUCGGCACACCAGUAUUUAAUACACGCCUUACGUUGUCGUUGUUUCAAUCAGCCGAGAAUGAAACCUUGGUUCAACAACUGGGUGCUUUGCACAGAAUGUGUGUUUGGGAAGAAAUCCUUCUUCAAAAGACUAUUCCAGAUACGUGGAAUGAAGCCACAAGAGUCAAGACUGCUGCCGGUAUUGCUGCGGCUGCUGAAGAAGAAGCUGCUCUUCCAGCUGCUGUUGCAUCUGCCUCUGCCGAAAUCGCAGGCCAAGGUCCAAAAUCACAGGAUGAACAAAAGGAAGCUGAAAAGGCUGUGGUUGAGAAAGAUGGCAAAACUCCAUGGUUCCGGAAUGUAAAAACAAUUCGAUUUUUGAUUAGUCAGAUUCCGUCAAGCAUUACUCCAUUUCUUCAAGGUCUUGCGAGAGGCUUAGUCUCAAGGCGUAAUCCAGAUUUGAUGCAUAAACAACAUGCUUUUAAGAUCGCAGAGAAUAUCUCAGAAGCCAUGUACGACCAUUUGACAUGGAAGAGAUUAGACACAUGUGACUCGGUGACAGAUAAAUAUGGUUACUGGAUCGUAAUGUUGGCUUCUAUUACAUCACUGUUACUUGAAGAGAAAGGGACUGGACAAGUCAUCACCACUACAUUAAUUACGUUCAAACAAAACGACGGGAUCAAGGCGGUUACAGAAAUACUCGAGACAUUCUGGAAUGAGGUUCAACUUUUACCCUCAUUGAGCGAUGCUGAACAUAUGGGUAAAGAUGGUCAACAGAGGAUGGCGCAUGCGUAUGGUGGCAUCAAGAUCAUCUUAUCACUAUUUACCCACCUUGUUUCUAACAAGUCUGUCCUUGAAUCGGCGCAAACCCAAGCGCUUCAAACCCGCGAUCGCCCACCUGAGCCGAACCGGCCAGACCUUUGGAACGCUUAUCAAUUUCUUGUUGAGCUGAGAGCCAAUAUCCUUCCAGUUGUUAGAAGUAUGUGGGACUCAGGUUCUAUUGAGAAGGCGUCUGGUUCUAUUGUUAAAUCUGCUAUUGAGAUCCUCGGGAUCGUGCUUAAAGCAGAGGGCGAGGGUAAUGCAUUUACGAAGAAGGAUGUCGAGGCCAAGAAAUUGACAAAUACGAUCUCUUGGAGGACUAUGGAACCAAAUGAAGAACGCAUCAGACAGCUUGUUGAAAUGGGGUUCGCACGCGAGCUUGUUAUGUCCGCAUUGUUGAGAUGCAAUUGGAAUGUGACGCACGCUUCAGAAUGGCUCACCUCUUUAAGAAUUCAACCCCCAGGCCAGCGAGGGAGCCAGAUCUCGGCAUCAAGUUCCAGACCACACACAGCUGAAUCAAACUCAAGCGAUGAAGAGGAAGAGACAGAUAUUGAUGCCAGGGAUGAGUCGGUCUCUGAGACGCCUGCUACAGCUACGGAGGGCGAACAGUCUUCUGAAAUCAAUAUACCACCACCACCGCCACCACCACCGGCCGCACCAGUCGAUGAUGCUGUAAUGGCAAUGAGUAUCGAAGAUCUUAUUACUCCUAGCUUAGUGCCACCACCUCCUGCAGCGGCUGAGUCACAGUUAAUUUCUCCAAUCGCAGAGGCUUCAUCUACCACAGCUGAAAAGGGCAAAGGAAAGGAGGGUCAAAUAUCAGAGCCGGUGACUAUCACAGUUGAGGAUUUGGAUGCGCUUAGGUCUACGAUCCGAGAAAGCCUUAUCAAUCGCUCACUUGACAUUCUUCAAGUUCACCCCAACGUCACUUUUGAGCUUUCAGCACUGAUCACAAACGGGUUUGGAAAGACAGCAGAGUCGGCCGAGAUUCGCAAGGAGGUCGCAACAACUAUUUUUCAAUCUCUUAUGUCGUUGCAAAUGGAUGAUGAUUUUCGCCCUCAGGGAAAAACUAUUGCUUCAACUGCACAUCUUCUUGGUCUUGUACUUCAAAGUCAGGACUUUUUCGACGCAUGUUUGGAGGAUCUUAAGGACAACAUUCCAACUCUUGUAGGGUUUAUCAAAAUCUACCCUGGAGAGCCCGCACCCUGGGUCGCCAAUAUUCUUCUUGUAGUUGAGAAGGUGCUAUCAGAAUCUGCACAACCGCGUAGGGUUAAUUUCACCCCGCCUGGUGAGCCAGAAACUGAAAACGUUGCUGAGCUCGAUCCUUGCAAUAUCUCGGACGAAAAUCAGUCUUCUCUCUUUGAGGCGAUUAUGUCAGUUAUUCCUGAGGUUUCUAAGGACGAAGUUUUGCCUUUGGCCAUCGUUCGUGUCCUUGUUCUUCUCACUAGGCGUAGGGAUUUGGCCAUCCGCAUGACAGAGAAUGGUUAUUUGCAGCGAUUAUUCCAUAUGUUCCGCCGCCAGUCCGGGCUAAGUACAGAACGCAUUCAAUCUUCAAUCAUGCUGGUUCUUCGUCAUAUCAUCGAAGACGUGGAUAUUCUUAAAUCGAUCAUGAAAGCCGAGAUUCGUUCUUGGUUCAACAGCAGAGGAACCCGUCAGAUCGAUACGCAGUCUUUUAUUCGGCACAAUCAUUACCUUGUUCUCAGGGAUCCAGAGGUUUUCGUGGAAGUUGUCAACGAACUUUGUAAAUUGACGAGGUACGACCCGCACUUGAGGAGUCAGACAAUUGCGAUCAAAGAUUCGUGGCGUUUGAACCCCUCUCAACCUUCUGCGGAAACCCCCAAACCUUCUGAAGGCGAAUCCAAGGAAGGUGAAUCCAGUAAAGAUUCUGGAGAUAAAGAGACUGUCGAUAAACCAAAACCUGCUCCUGAGACUAAGCCUCCCGGGCUAAAGAAGCCUGAUGGUGUUAUCCACUUCUUGUUAUCAGAGCUAUUGGCAUGCAAGGACAUUGAAGAUUCUAUCCCGGUUACCCCCCCUCCCGUCAAGGAAGAGGCCCCACAAGCACAGGUGGAUAUUCAAAUGGACAACACAGAACCUGCAUCCGGGGUUGUCACCGAACAACAAACCUCACCAGCUGAUCCGAAGAAGCCCGAGAAACCCGAGAAACCCGAGUUCAAGGCUGAGCAACACCCUACUUUCAUCUAUCGGUGUUUCAUACUGCAGGCCUUGACGGAGUUGCUGUCCUGUUACAAUCGCAGCAAGAUCGAAUUUAUCAACUUCUCUCGCAAGGCAGCACCAAGAGAACCCAUAACUCCUUCGAAGCCGAGAUCAGCUAUUCUUAACUACUUGUUGAACGACAUAAUCCCCCUGGGAACACUCCUUCACACCGAGGAUAUCGCUUACAAGAAAAGGGCCACAACUUCCCAAUGGGCGAUUCUAGCAAUCGUUUCAUUGUCUGCUCAAACUGGGGAAAUUACGAAUUCUGAAGACGAACCCAAUCUCCUUUUUGUUAGGAAGUUUAUUCUCGAAAGUGCCCUCAAAGCCUUCAAGGAUGCGUCCUCAUCAACAGAACUACUAGACACUAAAUAUUCUAGAAUGAUGAGCCUCACAGAUCUCUUUUUCAGAAUGUUGUCCGCGAGACCAAACCACAACCACGCACCAGGCGCAAUUUCUUCCGAAAAGUCCUCGCAGCAGAUUGCCAAAAUCAUGUUUGACAAAAAUUUCAUUGCUGCAUUGACAAGUUCGCUCGCUGAUAUUGACCUUAACUUCCCAUCUGCGAGGAGGGUCAUUAAGUAUAUCUUGAGGCCACUAAAACUUCUUUCCAAGACUGCUACAGACCUCAACGAAAGCUCUAGCAUUUCAUCUUUGGGUGCAACUGACGAGGAUGAGAUUUCAACGGCCACCUCGGUUUCUGAUAUCGACGAUAUGAGGGAGGAAACUCCUGAUCUAUAUAGAAAUUCUACUCUUGGCAUGUUCGAAGGGGGAGAAAUGGCGGAUGAUGAUCAGGAUUCAUACGACGAAGACGAGGAUGAUGAUGAUGAGAUGUAUGAUGAAGAGAUGGAAAUGGAAGAAGAUAUGGAGGAUGAAGGUGAAAGUGAAGUCAGCGACGAAGACGAAGAUCACCAAGAAGAUAUGGAUGUUGAAAUUGUUGUGCAAGAAGAGCAUCAUGACGAUAGCGAGGACGAAGAUGACGAUGACCUCUCCGAAGAUAUGGAUGAGGGUGAAGGAGUGGAAAUUAUUGAUGAAUUAGCUGAGGAGCACCAGGGUACCUACGGAAGCGGUGGUGAAGAUGAUUGGCAGUCGGAAGUCAGUGAGGAUGAUGAUGGGGACGAUGAAGAAAUUAUCACAGACAAUCCUCUGGAAACAAUUGUUCGUGCUCUCGGGGGGCCAGAAGAGGUUCCUGAGCCAGGUGAUGAAGACCGGGACGAUGGUUUCAUCGAUGAUGAAGUUGAAGAAGAAGACGAGGACGAGGACGAUGAUGACUUGGAUGAAGAGGAAGCCAUGAUACGCGAAGAUUAUGAAGAUGAUGAAGGUGCGUUCUCUGCUGUUCCGUGGGGUUGGGCGGAGGAAGCGGGUGAAGCUCCCAUGAUGGCUCGCGCACACCCGCGUGGCCACGGUGGAUGGUAUACUCUUGGUGGGCCUCCUCGCGACCCCCCGGUAUUCAUGUCGAACGCUCGUACACACCGUUACAUCGGCGCCACCCACGCACGCGCUGCCGACACUACAGAUCAAAACCCUCUUUUGCAGCAAAAUUCCAGUGAGCAAGGUGGUACUCGCCCCGCUCCUCAUCGUAACCAGGAGUUCAUGACAGAUUGGGUCCAAGCUAUCGAUGGAAUGCAUGCGAACGCCGCUGGGGGACCAGGUGGUGCAGUUUCAAUGAUCAGCACACUAAUGAGCCUUAUGACACGUGCGGGCCAACCUGUUCCAGUCAUGACCAAUGGUGCAAUUCAGUUCCAAGCACCUCUUCCUCAUUUGGCUGGACACGGACAUCAUCAUCAUUUCGUUCCGCGUGAAAUUCGAUCGAUGUUUACUGGGGGUAGACCUCAACCCGAGAUUUCGCGACACCAUCGUGAAGACCCCCAAACUGCAGUCAAUAGCUUCAUUCCUACCCUGACUACUGGACGCUGGACCGAAGAGUCCAAACUUUUGUUCGGCACGACUGCCCCUGAUAGGGCUCAGAAAGUAGUUAAUGCCAUACUCGUCCUUCUUGUCCCGCCUGCCAUUGAGGAAGAACGAGUUCGGAAGGAAAAAGAGGAGAAGGAACGGCAAGAGGCACUGAGAUUGGCUGAGGAACAGAAAAAGAAAGAGGAGGAGGAGAGAAUUGCCAGAGAAAAAGCUGAGGAAGAAGAAAGGCUUAAGAAAGAAGCAGAAGAGCGUGAAGCGGCAGAGCGAGCGGCUGCUGAGGCGGCGGCGGCUGCUGCUAACGAAGCGGAGACCGUUCGGGUCGAAGAAACGCCAAAGGUAGGGGAUGCUAUGGAAGGGGUUGAGACCGCAGAGAGCUCAUCUGCUCCUGCCGUUGAAGGCGAAGCAGGCCCUUCGAAUCCUCCGGCACCCCGUGCUACGGUGAUGAUUCGUGGGAGAGAGAUGGAUAUCACUGGCAUGGAUAUUGAUCCCGGCUUCUUGGAGGCACUGCCGGACGAACUUAGAGAAGAGGUUCUUACUCAACACAUCCGCGAGAGACGUGCCGCAGCAGCUACCAGUGACCAGCCCAGUGACAUCAGCCGAGAGUUCCUCGAGGCAUUGCCUGACGAGAUUCGUGAAGAGCUCCUCCAGCAAGAAAUGGCUGACCGUCGACGUCGCGAGCGAGAACAUGCUCGAAAUAGUAGACCUUCUCAUCUUGGUGGGGCCGGCGGCGGUGGUGGUGGACCAGUAGAUCUUGAUCUCGCCAGCUUCCUUGCAACUCUCGAGCCUGGACUCCGCCAAACUGUACUGUUGGAACAAGAUGAUGAAUCUCUAGCUCAACUUCCACAGGCAAUCGCUGCAGAGGCCAAUGCUCUUCGUGGCGACCGCAGGUUCAAUCAGUUUGUCGAAAUGCCCAGACCUGCCGGCGGUAGAGGAGUUGGAGGUAUUCGUCACGAAGAGCCGAAGCCUGCUAAGAAACCUGUUCGCAAGAGUGUCGUUCAGUUGCUUGACAGAGCUGGUGUUGCCACAUUACUCCGCCUCAUGUUCAUCCCUCAGGUCGGAAGUACCCGCAUGACUCUACAUGAGAUUCUUCUAAAUAUCUGUGAGAAUCGUCAAAACAGAGCGGAAGUUCUCAGCGUGCUUCUUUCGAUCCUCGCGGACGGAAGUGCUGACAUGGCCGCUGUUGAACGAAGCUUUGCCCAACUCUCUGUCAAAGCAAAACAAGCUGCAGUCACGAAACCCCCUCCAACACCCAGUCUUAAACGAACUGGUACAGGACCACUUGCUCAGACUAGCAGCGAAGUUUCGCCGCUCAUGGUUGCUCAACAGUGCUUGGCCGCAUUAUUAUUUUUGGUCAGCUAUAAUGAACAUAUUCCCUCUUACUUCUUGAACGAGCACGAAAAUUCAAGUGGGUUGAAGAGGUCGACUAGUCGGAAAGGCAAAGCCAAGGAGGUCGUACCAUCAAAAGCUAGCAAAUAUGCCCUCAAUAUCCUUCUGAAUUUGUUGGACCGACCCCUCAUUACAGAGAGCUCAAGUGUGAUGGAUCAGUUGUCAGUACUACUAUCGGAAAUUACCAGGCCGCUCACUAUCCUUCUCAAGAAAGACAAGAAAAAGCCCGAAGAACCAAAAGCUGCGGAGCAAAUUGCUGAGGGUGAACCUGCGGCUGCUGCUCCAGCGACCACGGCAGCAGAUACCACCACAGUACCAACCACAGAAGGCGAAGGGCCAACGGAACCACCAAAAGAGGAGCAAGAUAAGAAAGAGGAGUCAAAAGAGGAUGACAAGCCCAAGAAACAGCGUACUUUGGUCCCUCCUGUUGUCCCGGAACCCUACCUCCGAUUUGUUGUCAAUAUCUUAACAGCCCGUGAAUGUUCAAGCAAGACCUUCAGAGAAACACUUGCAACCAUGCAGAAUCUUUCGGCAAUCCCGGAUGCGAAGGACGUUUUUGGAAAAGAGCUGAUUCGCCAAGCAAAAGGACUCGGUGUCACAAUAUUAUCCCAUCUUGACGUCCUGGUAAAUCAAAUCAAGAGUGCAGAGAAUGGCACCGAGAUUCAAGGGUUGGCUCUAUCAAAUUUUUCGCCAGCCAGCUCUGAACAGGCAAAGCUUCUCCGAGUGCUCACUGCGCUUGAUUACCUUUUCGACCCCAAAAGAUCUGCCAAAGACAAAGAAGACAAGAAAGAGGGCGAGUCCAAAGACGAUGAAAAUAAAGCCGAAAAGGAUAUCCUUGCCAACCUUUAUGAGAGCCUUUCCUUUGGACCUCUGUGGACCAAGCUCAGCGAUUGUCUCUUAGCCAUCCAUGCACGGGAAGAUAUGUUACACGUCGCCACCAUCCUCUUGCCGUUGAUCGAGGCCUUGAUGGUUGUUUGCAAGAACAGUGGAUUGAAAGAGACGGUCCCAAGAUACCACCGCGGCCAAACCCCGAUGAGUCCCCAAGUUGAAACUGGAAUGGAGAAUUUGUUCUUCAAAUUCACCGAGGACCACCGCAAAAUCCUCAACCAAAUGGUCCUUGAGUUUGACAACAAGCGGAACUACUUCAACCGCCGCCUUCAUUCUCGCAGCGGUGCUCGCGAUCCUCAUCCUACAUUGCAACUCAGUGUUAGACGUGAUCAAGUCUUCUUGGACUCGUACAAGUCAAUGUAUUACAAGACUGGUGAUGAGAUCAAAUACGCCAAAUUGAGCAUCCGAUUCCAUGGAGAAGAGGGAGUUGACGCCGGUGGUGUCACAAGGGAGUGGUUUCAAGUCAUGGCUAGGCAAAUGUUCAACCCGGACUAUGCUCUUUUUAUUCCGGUUGCUUCUGAUAGAACGACAUUCCACCCAAGCCGUAUGAGUGCUGUCAAUCCUGAGCAUCUUAGUUUCUUCAAAUUUAUCGGAAGAAUCAUCGGAAAGGCUUUGUACGAAGGACGUGUUCUCGAUUGUCAUUUCAGUAGGGCGGUCUAUAAGCGAAUCCUUGGAAAGUCAGUAUCUUUGAAGGACAUGGAAACUCUUGACCUCGAUUACUACAAAUCUUUGCUUUGGAUGCUUGAUCAUGAUAUUACUGACAUCAUCGUUGAAACUUUCUCGGUUGAGACCGAUGAUUUUGGCGACAAAAAGAUCGUUGAUUUGGUUCCAGAUGGAAGAAAUGUCCCUGUGACGGAGGAAAAUAAGCAUGAAUACGUGAAGUUGAUUGUCGAGUAUAAACUUUUGACUAGUGUUCAGGAACAGAUGGAACAUUUCUUGAUUGGUUUCCAUGAUAUCGUCCCUGCUGAGCUGGUUUCUAUUUUCAAUGAACAAGAACUUGAACUUUUAAUUUCCGGUUUGCCUGAGAUCGAUGUCGAUGAUUGGCGAAAUAACACAGAGUAUCACAACUAUUCGGCCUCUUCUCCUCAAAUCCAAUGGUUCUGGCGUGCAGUACGAUCCUUCGACAAGGAAGAACGCGCCAAGCUGCUCCAGUUCGUUACGGGCACCAGUAAAGUACCCCUCAACGGGUUCAAGGAACUUGAGGGCAUGAACGGGUUUUCAAAGUUCAACAUUCAUAGGGACUAUGGUAGCAAAGAUCGUCUGCCUAGUUCACACACUUGUUUCAACCAAAUUGAUCUUCCAGAGUAUGAGAGUUACGAGAAUUUGAGACAAAAUAUGUUGACCGCAAUCACACAGGGAGCAGAGUACUUCGGUUUCGCGUAA
Morchella importuna is the source of this 11985-nucleotide messenger RNA. RefSeq lists its product as uncharacterized. The transcript is spliced from 13 exons. Bases 1 to 11985 code for a protein of 3994 amino acids. Lineage: Eukaryota; Fungi; Ascomycota; Pezizomycetes; Pezizales; Morchellaceae. The record is from RefSeq and is a predicted model, not a curated record. Gene Ontology annotation, biological process: protein polyubiquitination; proteasome-mediated ubiquitin-dependent protein catabolic process; positive regulation of protein catabolic process. Gene Ontology annotation, molecular function: protein binding; ubiquitin-protein transferase activity.